Messenger RNA from Macrosiphum euphorbiae (potato aphid), 690 nucleotides. Lineage: Eukaryota; Metazoa; Arthropoda; Insecta; Hemiptera; Aphididae. The record is from the annotation of a GenBank genome assembly.
AUGGAGAGCGAAUCGCCGUUGGAAGUGCUGUCCAGGGCGGCCACGAUGCUGCACAGGGAGGAGACGGCGGCUGCGGCUGCUGCGGAGUCUUCUUUCGCCACCAAUCAUUCGAGGUCGCUGUCGCUGAGAUGUUCGGCGAUGGAGGGAACCGUUGGCACCGUCGGCAAAUGGAAGAGGGAGAGAAGACACAGGGCCGUCUGCACGUCACCCGUAUCGCCAACUCCGCCGCCUUUCAGAAACUCUCAAGAGCCGCUAGACAUGACGACGACAGCUGGUUCCAGGGCACUGCCCAAAGAACGGGCGUCGGUGAUCAUGGCUUCUCCGGCCACCGGACACAGGUCACAGUCGUCGUCGGCAGCCGCGGCGACAGGCGGCAUCAGCGACACAGGCAUCGACGAACAUUUCAGACGGUCAUUGGGCAAAGACUACAUGAACGUGUUCGCGCCGGCCGCCGCGCAACGACAACAGCAACAGGUCGCCGUCACGGCCGCCGCCACACCAUCGACCGACGGCGACGAUGACGACGACGACGACGACGACGCGGGAUUAUCAGCGGUCGACGAUCAUUUCGCCAAAGCUCUGGGCGACACCUGGGUAAAGCUGCAAAAAGAAGAAUACCAGAAAAAGAGAAAAGAGACGGCCGCCGCCGCUGCUGACGGCCGGCAAAAAGUGAACGUAUACGCGGCGUGA